Molecule: messenger RNA, 694 nt
Organism: Coccinella septempunctata (seven-spotted ladybird)
Lineage: Eukaryota; Metazoa; Arthropoda; Insecta; Coleoptera; Coccinellidae
Product: superoxide dismutase [Cu-Zn]-like
Exons: 1
Coding region: 80-631 (183 amino acids)
Biological process (GO): removal of superoxide radicals
Molecular function (GO): copper ion binding; superoxide dismutase activity
Source: RefSeq, a predicted model, not a curated record
CAUAUGAUUGUCAAUUCAGUUGGAACAAUGUAGAAGAUACACCCUCCUUGCAUUAGCAAAUCCCACAAUUUGGCAAAUUAUGAAAUUUCUCAUAAAUUCAUUCAAAAUCAUUGUAUUGAUAACAGUAUCUCUUAAUGUAAGUGGAAAAGUAGAGCAUCAAAAACAAGAACGAGUUGACAAAGCUGUGUGCGUCCUCUCGAGUCCCUUCACCAAUAUCAACGGAAUUGUAACCUUCGAUAAAGAUGAAAAAGGGGUCUUGGUUAGCGGGAAGAUAACCGGACUAACUCCAGGACCUCACGCUCUACACAUUCACGAAAGAGGAGACAUACGAGAUCCGAAGUGCUCAACGGUUGGAGAACACUUCAAUCCUUUCAGUAAACAGCAUGGAGCAAGGGAAGACAAUGCAAGACAUGUGGGUGAUUUGGGUAAUAUAAAUGCCGACCAUACAGGUACUGCGUUAUUUUCGUUCAAUGACAAAAUUUUGGUCCUGGAAGGACCGAACUCCAUCAUUGGAAGAUCCCUAGUGAUUCACGCCAAUAUAGAUGAUCUUGGCAGAACACAAGAUUUGAACUCCAAACUGACAGGAGCUGCAGGUGAACGACUUAUUUGUGGUGUGAUCGGAUACGGUUGAGCAGGGUUUUCCAUAAUGUCCUUGACAUAUGAUCGAGAAAUAAAUUUCAUAUUUUAUAACAUA